CAAUUUUAAUUUUCAAGGGCCUUAGCGUAAUUUAACAUUUUAAUACCCCCACUUAUAAAAUUCCCCACACAAAAAGAAAAAGAGGAAAGCAGGAAGAAGCAUACCUCAACUAAAAUAUGGAAGCUGAAGACUCACCGUUCGAGACCAGCGAGAUGCUGGCGGCGUUUCUGGCAUCGACGCCGCUGAUGUCGGAGUCAUGGAGGCUGUGCGGCCUCGCGAACGCGGCGGCGCCGGGGAGUUUCGUGACAGAUCAGGUCGAGGGCGUGAGGUACGUGGCGUUUUCCGGCAUCCAGACGGCGGAGGGGGGGUUGGACGUGAUGGGUUUCAGCAAUUUGGCGCGGUUGGAUAGCGCCGGAAAUGGGAUUUUCGCGGCGGUUCACGGCGGCGAAGACGGGGAGGGGGAAGAGCCCGUCAUGGUUCACGCCGGAAUGUUGCAUCUCUUCAUGACCAUGUAUGGCUCCCCAACUUUCCAAAACCAGAUGGGGGGAAUUAUAGGAAACAGCAGGCUAAAGUCAAUCAUCAUGACAGGCCACUCCAUAGGUGGAGCAACUGCCUCCCUUGCUGCCCUUUGGCUGCUCAGUUACCUGCACUCCAUCUCUUCUUCCCAGCUCCAAGUCCUCUGCAUCACCUUCGGCUCCCCAUUGCUCGGAAAUGGGUCCCUCUCCCGAGCCAUUCUUCGGGCAAGAUGGGGUGGCAACUUCUGCCACGUCGUCUCCAAACACGACAUUGUGCCAAGGCUGCUCUUUCCUCCUCCCCUCCGGCUACCUUUAGCUGACCAAGCAGCCCUCCAUUUCCUGCACCAGUUCUGGCAAUUGUUGAUCACCUCUCUGCACUUGGGCAGCCUCGAUGUAACACAAGUACCUGAUCAGUUCCAGAAAGCCACACUGAUGGUGUUUAACUGUGUCAUGGGUCAUCUCAGGGAGGCACUGGCAAAAGCAUAUCCGUUGGGAUACAACAUCAGAAACUACGUUCCAACUAGUUCAUCAUUUUGGCCAUUUGGGAACUAUUUCUUUUGUUCCCAGGAGGCGGGAGCAAUCUGUCUGGAUAAUGCAGCAGCUAUUGCUUAUAUGCUGCAUUUGAUGUUUAUAACGAGCUCAGCCAGUUCAAGUAUUGAGGAUCACCUCAGGUAUGGGGAGUAUGUUGCAAAGAUCUCCCUGCAGUUUUUGAAGGGGACCGACACUGCUGUUCAAACAGAGGAGCUUCCAAAAUCUAGCUAUGAAGCAGGGCUUCACUUGGCUUUGCAGUCCUCAGGAAUAGCCACCGAGGAUGUGGUUGCUGGGGCGGCCAAAGAUUGCCUGAAGAUAGCAAGGCGGCUGGGUCGCACUCCAUAUCUGAACAGUGCUAAUCUGGCUAUCAGCUUAUCCAAGAUAACGCCUUACAGAGCCCAGAUAGAGUGGUAUAAAACAUCUUGUGAUGAGAGCGAGGAUCAGAUGGGCUACUAUGAUUUGUACAAGCUAAGAGGAGCUUCGAAGAAACACUUUAAAGUCAAUAUGAACCGGAUAAAGCUUGCCCAGUUCUGGAAUGAAGUAAUCCAGAUGCUGGAUACCAAUAAACUGCCACAGGAUUUCUCAAAGCGAGCAAAAUGGGUGAACGCAUCCCAGUUUUACAAGCUCCUGGUGGAGCCACUGGAGAUCGCAGAGUAUUAUCGAAACAGGAUGCACCGUAGCAAGGGACACUAUAUAAAGUACGGCAGACAGAGGAGGUUUGAGGUUUUUGAUAGGUGGUGGAGAGAGAGGAAGCUGCCUGGCGAGGAAGAAAAUACAUAUCCAAGAAGCAAGUUUGCAAGUUUAACACAAGAUUCAUGUUUUUGGGCAAAGGUGGAAGAAGCCAGGGAAUGGCUUGAAAAUGCCAGGAGAGAGAAUGACAUGAUGAAAUUGGCUCUGAUAUGGGAGAAUAUGAAAGAGUUUGAACGAUAUGCCAACAGAUUAAUUGAGAGUAAGGAGGUCUCUAGGGAUGUUCUUGCAAAGAAUUCAAGCUAUAGCGUGUGGGUGGAAGAAUGGAGAGAAUUUAAAUCACAUUCUGCAGUUUCCUUCAUAUGCUAGUUUCCAGGUUAAUUCCUCAAAUGGGUUACCUUAGCUUAUAAUUAUAGGUACCUAAUGAGGCUGAUAUGAUAUGCAUAUAGGCUUUCUAAUUGCGCAUGAAUUAAAAGAGCAGUGCAACUAGCUCUUGGAAUAUUCCUCAGCUUACAUUUAUGAAGUAACUUGUUUCUUUUCAGCCA
Messenger RNA from Malania oleifera, 2218 nucleotides. RefSeq names its product lipase-like PAD4. The record is from RefSeq and is a predicted model, not a curated record. Lineage: Eukaryota; Viridiplantae; Streptophyta; Magnoliopsida; Santalales; Ximeniaceae. Gene Ontology annotation, biological process: lipid metabolic process. The transcript has 4 exons. Bases 117 to 2042 code for a protein of 641 amino acids.